AUGGGCGCACUAACAUUCACGGCAUUUGGCCUCGUCGCCUUGGCUUCGGUAGUAGUAGCACAGCAAUUUCCAGGAAACUUCCCAGGCAACGGCAACGGUAAUGGCAAUGGGUUUGGGAAUGGCAACGGCGGCAAUGGAUUCGGAGGAAACUUCAACAACUUUGUCGGCUUCAACAUCCAGGAAGCGAUGCACACACGAAGAAUCCACGGCAUAUUAGGGACAAUCGCUUUCGUCAUCGUGUUCCCUAUCGGGUCGAUCGCGAUGAGAAUCAUUCCCGGACGCUUUAGCUGGCUUAUUCACGCCCUCAUUCAGAUGGCCGGCUUCGUUCUCUACAUCGCUGCUGCCGCCUUGGGUAUCAAGUUGACACAAGAAGUCACAUUUGGUGGAACAAGCCUGUACGAGAUCAGUACUAUCAACUUCCACCCAAUCAUCGGCCUCGUCCUUCUAGCCAUCUUCUUCUUUCAACCCAUCUUCGGCUACAUCCACCACGUUCAGUUCAAGAAGUACGGCGUUCGCCAGAUUUGGUCACACAUCCACCUGGUCAUCGGCCGCCUCCUUAUCCCACUCGGCAUCAUCAACGGCGGUCUCGGCUUAUACAUUUCCAACUCUCCCAAAGAGUUCAAGAUUGCCUACGCCAUUCUCGCUGCCGUCUUUGGCAUUGCGUGGAUCUUCGUCUCAGUCAUCAGCGAAAUCCGUCGUGGCCGACAACCGGCUGUGGUUGUUGUCGAGGAGCACAAGCUUAGGAAACGGUCCCGUGGUCGUAACAGCGGAAGCCGGGGCUCGUCGGACUCGGAUCCGAAGAUUUAA
Messenger RNA from Colletotrichum godetiae, 807 nucleotides. RefSeq lists its product as uncharacterized. The record is from RefSeq and is a predicted model, not a curated record. The coding region runs from base 1 to 807 and encodes 268 amino acids. Lineage: Eukaryota; Fungi; Ascomycota; Sordariomycetes; Glomerellales; Glomerellaceae. The transcript is spliced from 3 exons.